Molecule: messenger RNA, 627 nt
Organism: Oikopleura dioica
Lineage: Eukaryota; Metazoa; Chordata; Appendicularia; Copelata; Oikopleuridae
Source: the annotation of a GenBank genome assembly
AUGGCUGAGUUAAGCGAACGCUUUGACUGGGGUCGUCUUUGGCUUCUGAUAGCGUCAACGGAAUCAAAGCUCAAGAAUUGGAAAGCAACUCAUGAUGCUUAUCGUCUGGCUAGUUUUAGACUCGAGGGCUCUCAAGCCAUUUGGAGCCAGCUCGGACAAUGUCUUACCAUGAUUGAUGCAUUAGAACUUGCAAAAGCGCAGGAUUGCAUUGAGCAGAUGAUUUCCGAAGUGCCUGGAAAUUUUGAAGAGAAGCUUUUGGAACUGAAGGAUUUAGUGCAGCGAAUGCAAAAAGUUGCGGAGUCGAAGAAAUCGAUAAAUCAAAAGGAAAACAAUCAAGAUUAUCAAGAUCCAGAUCCACCGGCUGAAAAAGCUCAGAUGGCUACCAGACAGGAAGAUCCGGCUCAUGACGAAGCAGAAAUGAAGGCGAGAAUGAGGGCACUUUUUGAACGAACUCAAAAGCAGCAGAAGACAUCGUCGCUGAUGGACGAGCUGACUGAGUUAAAAUCGACACUUCAUGGGGAAGUAAAGAGUAUGGCAGAGACCGAAGUCCUGGCCUAUCAAACUGCGGCGAUUUCGAAACUGAACAAAAUAAAAGAGCUGCUGAAAAAUAAUGUUGAAAAUGAAUAA